Messenger RNA from Arachis stenosperma, 1239 nucleotides. Its product is annotated as truncated transcription factor CAULIFLOWER A. The record is from RefSeq and is a predicted model, not a curated record. Gene Ontology annotation, cellular component: nucleus. NCBI's taxonomy places the organism in Eukaryota, Viridiplantae, Streptophyta, Magnoliopsida, Fabales, Fabaceae. The transcript is spliced from 8 exons. Gene Ontology annotation, molecular function: protein dimerization activity; RNA polymerase II cis-regulatory region sequence-specific DNA binding; DNA-binding transcription factor activity, RNA polymerase II-specific. The coding region runs from base 216 to 998 and encodes 260 amino acids. Gene Ontology annotation, biological process: positive regulation of transcription by RNA polymerase II.
GUGAGGAGAGCAGAGAAUUGAAAAUUCAACUCACCGAUUUGUGGUAAAGUCUCUCUCUAUAUAUCCCUCUCUCUCUCUCUCUCUUCGCUGCUUCCUUCGAGCGUAUACACAAUUGAGGAAAAGAAGGUAGCUAGGUAGUGCAUGCGUAUGUGUAUACGUAUACGUAGGUAGGUACGGUGAGAGAGAGAAUCGAUCGAGAGAGGGAGCUUGGAUCGAUGGGAAGGGGAAGAGUGCAGUUGAAGAGGAUCGAGAACAAGAUUAAUAGGCAAGUCACGUUCUCAAAGAGAAGAUCUGGUUUGCUGAAGAAGGCAAACGAAAUCUCAGUGCUAUGCGAUGCCGAAGUCGCACUCAUCGUCUUCUCCACCAAAGGCAAGCUCUUCGAAUAUUCCAGCGAUCCCUGUAUGGAAAGGAUUCUUGAACGGUAUGAGAGGUACUCAUAUGCGGAGAAGCAACUCAUUUCAAAUGAUCAGCAGCCGCCAAAUGAAAACUGGAUACUAGAACACGCAAAGCUCAAGGCUAGGGUGGAAGUUCUACACAGAAAUCAAAGGAAUUUUAUGGGGGAAGGUCUCGAUACCCUAAGUCUGAAAGAACUUCAGAAUUUGGAACACCAACUUGAAUCCGCUCUCAAGCACAUUAGAUCACGAAAGAACCAAGUCAUGUAUGAAUCUAUUUCAGAGCUUCAGAAAAAGGAUAAGGCACUCCAGGAACAAAACAAUGUGCUCGCCAAGAAGAUAAAGGAAAAAGAGAAGGCACUGGCCCAGACUCAAACUCAAGAGGAGCAACUUGGCCUGCAAACUACUGGUGAUGUGCCCUCUCUCCUUGUAACCGAACCGUUGGAGUCCUUCAAUAAUAUUGGAGGCAGUAGUACCCCUCAAGCACCUGGAGGUAGUGAUGGAUUAUUAUUAGGAGAUAAUGAAGAAAGUACUACACCAACUCAACCUAAUAAUAAUAAUAACCUUCUUCCUCCUUGGAUGGUUCGCCCUACAAUAAAUGAAUAGAACUUCUUUCAAAUACUAUUUAUCAUUUUACACUCCACAACAGUUUCAGCAAAAUUACCAAACACGCCUUCUACAAAACCCUAUAGACUAUUUCUGAUGGAUGUUAUGAUGAUGAGUAUAGAUAUGGAAUAUAAUCUGUAUGUAUAAUAUAAUAUAAUAUAAUAUAUAUGACACUGUAUUUCCAUGGCUGCUGAGUAUUAAUUGUCUGCCUAUAUAUGCUUAGUUAGUUUAUUAAUUUUAU